Molecule: messenger RNA, 1311 nt
Organism: Meleagris gallopavo (turkey)
Lineage: Eukaryota; Metazoa; Chordata; Aves; Galliformes; Phasianidae
Gene: PRXL2C
Product: peroxiredoxin like 2C
Source: RefSeq, a predicted model, not a curated record
UGGCUCAGUCACCGCACACUGCAAAGGCAGCCCUGACCGGGGGCUGGGUGAUGGUACCGCUGCUUCUGCUCACACAUCAUUUCUGGCUACAAGUAAAUGCACUCUGGUUCCGGAUGAUAGACAGUGCUUUUGGCAGGACAUCUUCCUCCCUGCUUUUUCAGAGGCCUUCACAGGCCUAUACCCUGUACAGCGCCACUGGCUGCGAACUAACUCCAGGAGCCGCCACAGGACGCUGCCCUCCCACCCUGCCUCGGCGCUUCCUCGCAGGCCUCGCGCUUCACUGACCGGCUCCGCCUUACUCUCUCUCGGGAAGGUCGGGCGGAACGGCAGAGCCGCAGCCAUGUCCGGAGCGCCUCUGUGCCCCGUCGUGCAGCAGGUCCGUCCCGUGUCCGCUGCGCCGCGCCCUGAGCCCGCGGAGAUACGGGAGGCCGCCCACUGCUUCGUAGUGGACGCUGACGGGAGGAGGAUCCCCUUUGGGGCCUUGUACAGGCGGCAGAAGGCCGUCGUUGUAUUCGUACGGAAUUUCUUGUGUUACACCUGUAAGGAGUAUGUAGAAGACCUGGCAAAAGUCCCCAGGAGUUACUUACAAGAAGCAAAUGUGAGACUUAUAGUUAUUGGACAGUCGUCUUAUCAUCACAUAAAGCCCUUUUGCAGUUUAACUGGGUAUACACAUGAAAUGUAUGUAGAUCCACAAAGGGAAAUUUAUAAAAUACUUGGCAUGAAAAGAGGUGAAGGUAAUGACAUAUCAGUGCAGAGCCCUCAUGUAAAAUCAAGCAUGGUCUUGGGCAGUAUUAAAAGUAUGUGGAGAGCAAUGACUAGCCCAGCUUUUGACUUCCAAGGAGACCCUGCUCAACAGGGAGGAACUCUGAUUUUAGGCCCAGGUAAUCUCACUCUUUUUGUCUGAAAGUGACAGGCUACUCCUUAUGUUGUUUGCUUUAGUGCUGCCAUCUCUACUGCUGUCCUUGUGGAUGUUUAAGGAGAAUAAUCCUGUGCUGUCUCUGCAGUUCUGCUAGCAGAGUGAACCCACGGACUUGUCAUUGUGCAGCCUUACCUUUGGCAGGGUCAGCACAAAGCUGAUCUCUGUCCUAUAGAAAUCAAUAGUGCUGCUGAUGGCUUGAAGUUCAGAAGGUAUUUUUGAGUGAUAUUAACUCAUAUAUUCUGCUUUCAAUUUGCUUUGAGGCACUUAGUGUGUUUGUAAUAGAGGGGGACUACCACAUGACAAAGCCAUCUCAUGUCAUUAGGACUUGCUAUUCUUCAACAGAUUUAAUUUAUUUAGAUGCUUCAAUGCCCCUUGUUUCUAUAGCUUAAUUA